This is a messenger RNA of Octopus sinensis (East Asian common octopus), 2126 nucleotides long. Its product is annotated as transcriptional adapter 1. Lineage: Eukaryota; Metazoa; Mollusca; Cephalopoda; Octopoda; Octopodidae. The transcript is spliced from 10 exons. The coding region runs from base 81 to 1121 and encodes 346 amino acids. Gene Ontology annotation, biological process: regulation of transcription by RNA polymerase II. Gene Ontology annotation, molecular function: transcription coactivator activity. Gene Ontology annotation, cellular component: SAGA complex. The record is from RefSeq and is a predicted model, not a curated record.
GUUUUAAUAUAAUAUAAUGUCGACUACUAUGACGUCACUAAACCGGAAGUGUAGACAACCAGAGUAAAGAAGACAGCAGAAUGGCAGUUCCUAUUAAUCUCAAUGCAAUUAAGAAAGAUUUAACAGAAGCUUUAGGUGAUAGUAUUAACGCGUAUCAGCAGAGUCUGAAAGCAUGGUUUCGACAGAAGAUGUCAAAAGAAGAAUUUGAUACGGAAGCUAGGAAAAUGCUAAAGGCUGACAUGGUUCACUUACACAACCGCUUCCUUUUAUCCAUUCUAGCCAAAUGUCAAGUCUUAAGUAAUACACCAGCUCCUGCAGAGAAAUCGCCAAGUGCCUCAAAUUCUUCUCCAAAACAGAAACCAAAGUUAAAAAGGAAGGCAACAACUGCAACAACAAAUAGAAACAAUUAUACACAAAAAUUUAUACCUGUGAAUCCUAUUUCUUAUGCUCCAGUUGUUAGUCCACGCAGUUUGGAAGAUGACAUAAAUGUUGGGUUUUCUUCUCGAGAAGCAACAUUACCAGAUAUUUCCAUGGUUCAUGGUCGUAUGUAUGUUUGUGCCUGGGAGAAUGGCCUCGAUGAUGUGGCUGAGAAUGCUGUAAAGUUUGUCAUGACAGCGGUAGAAAGUCAACUUAAAGACAUCAUUGUGAAGGUGCUAGGGCGUAAAAGUGGUUAUAAACUCCGAGAAAAACGUUUUAAAUAUUCCAUUGGUUGCGAUGUUCCUAAUCCAUAUUUACGCCGAUCCCAGCUGAAAACAAACUAUUUCCGUGAAAGCAGUGAUGCAACAGAAAUAUCUAACAGUGGAAUUCAGACGCCAACCAUUCGGUUGUCAGAAGAAGCAGCAGAAUUGGAAGCUAUACAACAGCUUGCUUCAGUGUCAGUAAAUGAACAGAUGCAGAAUGACAAAGGACCUAUUACAUUAUUUCAUCUUUUAGAUGCAUUACAAUUAUACAGGAAUGUUAUCCCAUCACACUCAGUUUAUGUUCCAGCUGUGGAAAAAACUAUACAUCAGCUAAGUCAUUCCACUCAUGAAGAGUUAGAACAAGAUGUCAUUCACCAUCAAGAAGUAAAUAUCAAACAACAGUUGGCUAACCAACAAUACCAAUUACAAUUAGUUCUCUAAUGCUGUAAAUUUUUUAUCCAUCAACUGAUCCCUUCAUCAGCUGACUAUUAUAUCUGUUUCCAAUGCAAUGACAAUUAUUAUUUUGCAUAAUCUCCAUUGUUAACUUAAUUAUUGUUGUUCCCUUUCAACAAUGUCAACAAUAUGUGGAUUUCAUGUUUUAUAUAGUUAGCUUCUUGCAAGCUGCCUACCAUUCUGAGAACCUGUUCUAAUGCUCUCGAGAUACUGUGUUUAGACAAUUGACAUUUACAGUAUUUUCAUAUUUUGGUAAUCUUGCAAGUUCUAAUUAUUACUAAAAGAAUGUUUUGCAGUAAGUGAGGUGGAGUUAAUAGAUUCAUUGUGGUACCGUGGCUUGAAAAUUCUGGUCUUCAACAAUAUGACAGUGUUUAUGAUGGUGUUGAUGAUGAUAGUGUUCUAAAGAACUUUAAUCACCAAUUAUGGUCUUUUAUUGUAAGGAAACAGCUACAUAUUUUCACUCUUGAUAGAGAAAAACAUUUCAACUUAUUUGGUGUUAAAUCUUUAGUUCAUUCUGUUUUACAAUAUUCUUGUCUACAAAAAAUAUAAUAAUUUUCUUUUGUAUGUGUUUGUAUUCUUUGUUUUUCAUCUUAUUAAUCUUUCAUCUAUCUUAGUAAAUUAAUCUUUAUUCUCAUAUGAUAAAGUAAAACAAGAGUAACUCUAAAAGAGAACUGACCAGAAGUAGUUGUUAAUAGUGACUCUUGAUUUUAAUGUCAAACCGGUUGUGAUUUAAAACAGUUGCCUGCUGUAGAACUGCGAUCAACUAAAUGUUUUUGGAUAAUUUAUUUGCCAAGAGUUGUCACCAUUUGUAUGAAAUCAUGUGAAUAUUAUACUAUCAGUAAAUUUGGUAAACAUUUUGACAUUAUUGGAAAUUGUAAUUAAUACAAUUAUGAAACUUGUGUAAACAAUCUUUAAAAAACAAAGUUCAAUGAAUAGUUUUUGCAAUUGGAAUUUUAUAAAGAGAAGCUUAAAAAGUGUAAAUAUCAUAGCAAG